Pseudovirgaria hyperparasitica is the source of this 1057-nucleotide messenger RNA. Its product is annotated as Sm-like ribonucleoprotein. The record is from RefSeq and is a predicted model, not a curated record. NCBI's taxonomy places the organism in Eukaryota, Fungi, Ascomycota, Dothideomycetes, Acrospermales, Acrospermaceae. Gene Ontology annotation, molecular function: U6 snRNA binding. Gene Ontology annotation, biological process: P-body assembly; nuclear-transcribed mRNA catabolic process; spliceosomal snRNP assembly. Gene Ontology annotation, cellular component: U6 snRNP; P-body; spliceosomal tri-snRNP complex. Bases 285 to 665 code for a protein of 126 amino acids. The transcript is spliced from 3 exons.
CGGGGCUCCAACACGCCAAACAGCCGCCCCCGACACGCUAAAUACCUCCCCCCAAAGGUACAGUCAGGUACAGUACAGUACUAAGUAAGUAAGUAUUCUUGCGGCGCUGGAGAUCCGCCGACGUUCAUCCGCCACCGCAAUACACUGUAGCUGGGGUCUUAUUGUAAUAAUCACAGUUAGAUACAGUACAUUGCCUGAACGUCAAUUACGCGCACCGGCUCACCAGCUCACCACUCAAACGCUCGUCGCCCACUUUUGGAAUCGCACACUCUAGCUUCCUCAGCAUGCUUCCGCUCGGUCUCCUCAACGCCGCAAAGGGUCGCUCAGUGCUAGUCGAGCUCAAAGAUGGCGAGUCGCUCACAGGCCACCUGGAAGCAUGCGACACAUGGAUGAACUUGACUCUGAAAGAAGUCGUGUCGACAAGCAAAGAUGGAGAGACGUUUUUCAGGCUACCAGAAGCUUAUGUUAGAGGAAACACGAUCAAGUUCCUGCGAGUGGAGGACUCAAUCAUGGACGAUCUGAAGAAAAUACAAGCUGCCGAGCAAGCGCAACGCUCAACUCGCGGAGGAGCUGGUCAUCGUGGUGGUCACGGAGACCGGGGAGAUCGUGGACGAGGGAUGGGCCGAGGUGGCCGUGGAGGAAGAGGCCGGGGUCGAGGAGCUUGAGCAUUUGAAUGUCAAAUGUCAGUCCCAUCAAUAAAAUAAGACGGAAGGUGCAGUCGCUGUACAUGGCCCUUGUCCUGGUUAAGAAAACGCGUGCGACAAGACCUAUGGAGGACUACACCAUGGUGUAGUCACCUUGGAUGGAACAGGGUAAAUGAUAUCCUUGCCCAAGGAAAGCGGUCGCCAAACGCGGGUACAGAAAUAGGAUCAACCUGGCUUUCCAAAAGCCAUGCGCCGUAGAUGAAUGAUCACUGGCCCAGCCCCGUAUACCCCCGUAGUUUGAUGAUACGUAUAUGAUGAUGACAUGUCAAUGAGAACAAUGUGAACAACUUAGUCCUGCUCUAUACAGCAGUGAUACACCAAUGCAUCAAAUCAGAUGGUGUGGUGGCAGCAGG